GGAACCGUUCUUCUUAGACAGUAGUUUCCCAUCGGACAUGUUAUGUGACAGCACGCACCACUACUAGCAGAGAUAAACAGAACCCUGGUCCAACAUGGCAGAGACUCACAGUCUGCAGGACAUGAGGCCGCAGGCAGCCGUCGCUGCCAAAGUCUUCAUUCAGAGAGAUUACACCAACGGCACUGUGUGCCAGUUCCAGACCAAGUUCCCCUCUGAGCUGGAGACCAGGAUCGACAAGCAGCAGUUCGAGGAGACGGUGCGGAUGCUGAACAACCUGUACGCUGAGGCGGAGAAGCUGGGCAGCCAGUCCUAUAUUGAAGGCUGUUUGGCCUGCCUCACGGCUUACACUGUGUUCCUGUGUAUGGAGACGCACUAUGAGAAGAUGUUAAAGAAGAUUGCAAAGUACAUUCAAGAGCAGAAUGAUAAGAUCUACGCCCCACGAGGCCUCCUGCUCACCGACCCCAUCGAGAGAGGCCUCAGAGUUAUUGAGGUGACCAUCUUUGAAGACAGAAGCCUGACUAGAUAAAAGCAAACACGAGCUGCAGCAGCGACACAAGCCUCCUCCAGACUGCAUCCUGAACACUGCGACUCUACAAUCCGUCUUUGUACCGACCAUCCAGCGCAUGUCCCCUCAGAGCAUCCUGUGUUUCCUACCCAGGUUCUAUUGUAGCUUUACUUGAGUUUUUUCUGUGUUUCGUUGGAGAGAAAACGAUGUCUGGGAUCGACUAAUAUUCCUCAAGCCAUUGUAGUUUGGACUAAAAGUGAUUUUUUAAUUGUAGUAUCUGUGGAAUGGUCAACUUUUCUAUAUUCCUGUCCUUUGUAGACGCUCCUUUUUAAAUAAAACUAAACUCACAGGGUACCGUGUUUGUAUGAAGGAGCUCAUGGUCAGCUUUAGGAGAUGAUUCUGGCUCUGAGGUUAUCAGUGGGAUCUCUGCAUGCGCUGCCCCUUCACUUGUUGCUUUGGUCUUAUUUUUGUAUUUUUAUCUCCUUCUCUGCCGGUUUGUUUGGUCGGUGGAACCUUUGAUUUCCAGACGUUCCAAUCAAACAGCCACUGAUCUGAAUAUUAAUGUACAUCUUUUAUUUCUGUGCAUUGAUUUGUUCUUUGCUUUAAACCAACCAAAGCUUGCUCUGCAUUCAGCAUGUCGUCCUGUCAGUGGAACAGUUCUUUCAUUUGGAGUCUGUGCUGUGCUGAAGCUUUGGUGACUCGUGUCCAGUAAUAAUCUGUCUAUUUACUGUGAGACUGCCUUUGACUGAAGUAUUAAAGUGCUCUUGUUAGCUGUCAGUGCCUGGAAGGGCUUUAAUGUUGCCUUUAUGUAGGUCUGAAGGUCCGCUCACACCAGGAUUACUGCGUUCACUCACAGCAGGACGGAAAUCAGCACAAAUGUUCCAGUUUACCUUUAGUGGUGUCUGAACGGACUCCUUUGACCAAUAGCAGGCUGUGUUUAAAGCACCGAUCUCUGAAGGAUGGAGUCAGAGGAGAACAAUGAUGAUCAGUCACCAGUUCAGCCUCUGCUGCUGGUUGGAUGGAUUAAUUAUGUUUAUUAAUGAGCAGCGUCAUUUAUCUGAGAUGUUCCACAGCCGGUUUGGAAGGACAGAUGUAGUGUCAGACUGAAACCACAUGAAGCACAGAUAUGUGGAUGUUAAACCUGUUAGAAAACAUGGUUCCUGGUGCUAGCAGUGCUAACAUUAGCCGCUCUUUAUGACAUCAUUUAGACACUGUGAUCCCGUUGGUUCUGAAAAGAUAAGAAAGAAAUGAAAUCCAUCCAGACUUGUUCUGUUAUUAGACCAGACUACGUUUAAAUGUCAGUUUAAGAGAGAGGAGAGUCACCUGGAACACCUGUCCUCAUCAUCCUACCUGCUUCUCCGUCCUUUUCUCUUUAACCUCCUCUAAAUAAAAGAGGAAUGCCGUGCAGACAGACUGCGGUUCAAGGGCCUCUGUCCAACAUUAAUGUUCAGAAAAUACCAGAACCUGCAGUCAGAACCACAGGCUGUGUUCAGUUAAUGUACAAAACUAUUUCCAUUUCCACAAAUGAAAACACCACACACCAUUUAUUUAGCACAACUGGUGAGCACCGGCUCCUGGUGGAAUAAAGACCAGUGGAGCUCUCUGUCUGCCUGGUUCUGGUAGACGUGUUCCAUGUUGGGGAAUAGAAGGACGGAACAGAAGCAUCCAGAAUCCAUCCAGACCUAAAGUCCAACACAGAUUGCUGCUGUCUGUCUCCUGGUGUGAGCAGACCUGACCAGGAGGAUCCUGUCAGAUCUUUGAACUUAUUGUUGUUGAGGGGUUAGGGUUAGGAGAACCUCGGUACUGCUGCUGAUGUGCUCUGACACAUUAAACACAUCUCCAUGUAAAAGUCCUGAUUUAUGAAUGCCAUAAUUAACCAAUCAGCCGUUAGCUUGAUUUCUGAUUGUGUAAAUUAAGUUUCAUUUGACGUUUUCUUCAAUGUUUUUGGUCUUCAUUUGUCAUUGAGCUUUUCUACGUUCUUUUUUCAGUUGAAAUCCAGAUGUGUUAUUAAUCUAAACCUUGUAUGCCAAUAAAUGAAACAUGUACAUAUUUUA
This is a messenger RNA of Acanthochromis polyacanthus (spiny chromis), 2559 nucleotides long. RefSeq names its product golgin subfamily A member 7-like. The transcript has 6 exons. The record is from RefSeq and is a predicted model, not a curated record. Bases 95 to 526 code for a protein of 143 amino acids. Lineage: Eukaryota; Metazoa; Chordata; Actinopteri; Pomacentridae. Gene Ontology annotation, cellular component: Golgi stack; palmitoyltransferase complex. Gene Ontology annotation, biological process: Golgi to plasma membrane protein transport; protein targeting to membrane; peptidyl-L-cysteine S-palmitoylation.